Molecule: messenger RNA, 2664 nt
Organism: Xylaria bambusicola
Lineage: Eukaryota; Fungi; Ascomycota; Sordariomycetes; Xylariales; Xylariaceae
Exons: 3
Coding region: 1-2664 (887 amino acids)
Cellular component (GO): cytoplasm
Source: RefSeq, a predicted model, not a curated record
AUGAGCUCUAGCAACAUUAAAUCUGGGCCCGCACAGAAGGGCGGCCAAGGGGGCAUCGCAGCGCUUGCGCCCAACAACCAAUCCAUCCUUCUUGACAAGCUCAAUGUCCGCAGGUCUACACCAGACUCUGAGGCUCUUGCCAGCUCCGAUGAUGAGCCGGACAAUCACCGACAAGACACACCGCAAGCCCCCAUGCAACCCCAAAGACCUGUUCGCCGUGCGUCUUGGUUGAACGACACAUCACAAGCCACGCUACCUCAUCCUAGGAAGGGCUCAUUUGCUGGAAGCUCUAUGUCUCCCACAACGUCUCAUCCGAGUACGCCAUCGGCGGAACCUGGUGCUGGCGCUUGGGCACCUCAUUCAUCUUCUGGAACUAUGAGUCGCGGGCACCAGGCUCCAUCCUUCCCUUGGGGGACGGGCAUAUGGACUUCUGAGCGGAAGGAGCCACCCUCUCGGCUCACUGAAGUCUUGCCAUCACCAACAUCAACUGUACCACCUGGCCAAAGCUUCUUCAACAGCGAAGCCUCUAUGUCUCAAACGUCUCCUACUCCUCGAGAACAAGGGACUAGCUCACAAAUUCCAUUUGCUAUACCACUGCAUCCGACUCCGAAGACGUAUCGCUCACAGUCUUAUUCUGUCGGCCAGUUGGAUCCGGAGUCGACCACAGCGAUGCCUACAUCGUCUACAUUGGCUGGACGAUCACGUCCAGUCGGCCCACCGGGACUACAGCAUCGCCCCUCUCGACCUAGUAUGUUGAGCGAGAUGUCUAACGAAGGUGCAAUGCUUGGAAAGGUGAAGGAGGUGGAAGAUGACGAAGAGAGUACUAGCGACUCCGCUCAAACAAGCCAACAGCAGCAAAGCGCCGAUGCCAAGACAAUCGAAAUGCUUACUCGUGAGAACGCCAUACUACGACAACAGCAAUACCAAAGCUCCCGGCUCAGACCUCGCGCAUCCACUGCAGCCACCUAUGGAUUGGGAAACGGAUAUAGCCUUCAUGAUCCUGUACCGGAGGAGUCGGACUAUGCCGUGGAUGAGCUUGAUGAGAUGAAUGACGGUCAGGAUCCUAUGAUGAAACGAGCUUUCGCUCGUCGUAUGAGUGAAUAUGGAGCGUCUUAUCGACCUCCUUAUAAUACAGCAGAGAACCGAAAGCUCGAGAAUGUUAAGAGGGCUAUUUGGCAGAGCUCUCUGGGCUUUGGGGGGUUAGCCGAUAUUCCUCAGAGUCGACGACAUUCGUUUGCUGAUGUGCCCACCCGGCAACCUUCUAUUAGCUCCAUGGGAGAAGCUGUAUCCUUGCACGAGGCCACUUCGCCAGAUGCAUCUCAGAGCCAGGAGUUCGGCACAUUCGCGGAUCCCUCUGGCUUUAAUACAACUAGUCCAGUGUCGUUUUACUCUGCAGGUUCUAAUCUUCCAAGCGCCCAUCAAACCAUUGCAUCAUCGGCUUAUGGCACCCCGUAUCAACCGUCGUUUGGGCUAACUCCUAGCUACUCGAACCGUCCGCCAUCACCCCAUCGAAACAUGUAUGGCAUGAAUCAACCAAGACAUAACCAGCUCCUGCAUAUUGUACUUUUCAAAUGUUCACGAGCAGAUGUGUUUUAUAUUCAGGAGGGCACUGGCUUAACCGUUAAACCUGGUGACUUGGUCAUUGUCGAAGCCGACCGAGGAACGGACCUAGGGACUGUAGCUCGAGAAAACGUCGACUGGCAGACUGCGAAAGAGCUCAAGGAGCAUUAUGCAGAGGAGCACUACAAAUGGCUAGUAAUGUACUCACAGAAUGCAGCUGGCGCCCAAGAGGGCACCGGUGCCGGUCUGAUGGCUGCGUCGAACGGCCUUCAGGGAAGUGCUAUUGGUGGCAUGGGCCCUCCAAGCGGGCAUCAUAUGCAAGAGCCUAACUCAGGCGAGCUGAAACCCAAGAUGAUCAAACGUCUGGCCCAGAACCACGAAAUUACUGGUCUUCGUGAUAAGGAGGGGAACGAAGCGAAAGCUAAGCGCAUGUGUAUGCAAAAAGUAAAAGAGCAUGGUCUCAAUAUGGAGAUUCUCGACGCUGAAUUCCAGAUGGAUUGGAAGAAGCUAACGUUCUACUACUUCGCGGAUUCCUACAUCAAUUUCAACUCUCUUGUAACUGACCUUUUCAAGAUCUACAAGACGAGAAUCUGGAUGUCCGCCAUCAAUCCGGCCUCGUUUGCUAGCCCAACUCUUGGCCUGCAAGCACCUAGUGGUGUUGGCCCUGGUGCUGUUGGGCUGGGGAGAGCGGGCGGUUCAAACAACACCGACAGACGAGCCAACCAGACGCAGGAACCGCAAAGCAUGUUUGCUAACGCCAACCCGAGCGGUCGCUCAUUCCAGCCAGCCUUUAGCGCACCGUUCACUGCGACAGAUAGACCGUCAACGGGGGGCUCGGCCUACCCACCAGCGAACUUCCCCUAUUCAGGGUACGGGAGUUAUAGUGGCGCUCCAAGAGCAACAUCUUAUAUGCCGGGCAUGGUGCAAACCAUGGAUGCUUACGGUGCAAGUUUCCCGCAGAAUGGUGAAUUCCCGCCGACAAUGCGGGCGAGGUUCUCGAGUCCACAUGAAAACCCGGCUUCCCAUGAUCAGGUGCAACCUAGCCUAGCAAAUCAGACUGAAUGGGUUGGUGCGUUCCAAGGGCUGUCCUUGAACACUCGCUAA